This is a messenger RNA of Rhipicephalus microplus (southern cattle tick), 3298 nucleotides long. Its product is annotated as protein argonaute-2. Gene Ontology annotation, molecular function: protein binding; RNA binding. Lineage: Eukaryota; Metazoa; Arthropoda; Arachnida; Ixodida; Ixodidae. The record is from RefSeq and is a predicted model, not a curated record.
GGCUCCCUAGGAUCGUGUUGUGGAUCUUGCCAAGCCUGCCGUUCCGGGCAGAUGCGCUUUUGGCUCCCACGGCCUGGUCGGAGCCCGCGAGCCACGGGUCAAUCACGGUAGAAGGCUGUCUGAGCAGAGAGCGGCCAGUUUGUGGCCCAUACUGAACCCCACGUAAGAGUAAGCAACGUCGUAUAACCCCCUUUUGAAGCGCGUCGCGAUAGCGUUAGCAACGUCGACUUUGUAAACUAGAGAGCGGCGUCGUUACGACGAGUGUCGGUGGCGUGUUAAAUCAUGCAGCGGGGAGGCCAGCGCGGUCGAGGGGGUCCAAGCCGGGGCCAAGGCCGGGGCCCAGCCCGGGGAAGAGGACGUGAACGAGAUGACGAGAAUCGGGAGACAUCGUUUGCUCAGUCAAUGCAGCAAAGACGGGCUGAUGAACAACACAGGCAAGCAGAAGAGCAGCGACAUGCCGAAGCGCAGCGCAAGCAGGCUAAGGAGCAGCAAACGCAGCAGCAAACGCAGCAGCAUCAACAAAAGGCACAACGUGGAGGCGGUGCCCAGAGGGGACGGGCUAAGCAAGCGUCUGCUCCUGCAGCUGUCCAAUUGGCAGAACCAGCGGGUGCUGCGGCUGCCGGUGAGCCUCUCGACAUGGGGGCUGUGAAGAAGGCACUGCCGCCCGAGACUGCUGUCGUUCGAAGGCGAACGCCAUUCCCACAGCGGCCGGAACACGGAAACUUGGGCAAGCGGAUCAAUCUGUUUGCAAACCAUUUCAAGAUCGAUCUGCCACACGGCGAGGUCUACCACUACGACGUCGCUAUUAUCUCUCCUUCCAAGAAGGAAGAAGCAAAGGCACCCGAUCAAAAGAAGCUUCGGUGCCUUAGCACACGAAUUAACCGGCUAGUCAUACAGAACCUCGUCAAUAGAUAUAGGGGAGAGCUGAACCGAUGUCUUCCAGCCUUUGACGGGCGGAAAAACCUUUACACGCGCAGACGCCUGCCGUUCAAUGAGCGAACGUUCAUGGUUCCUUUCCAGGAAGAUGAUCGCGAGCAGCAGUUUGCAGUUACGAUUCAGUAUGCAGCCACGGUGAACCUGGAUGCACUACAUGCAGUCUACGAAGGGACUGUGCGCGUCGUGCCUCAAGAGGUGAUACAAGCGCUUGACAUAAUCAUGAGGCACGGACCUUGCGUGACUCUCACACCUGUGGGACGGUCCAUGUUCAUGCCGCCGAAUCAGAAUGACGACUGCUCGCUCGGCGGUGGCCACGAGGUGUGGUUUGGCUACUACACUAGUGUGCGACCCGCUCAGUGGAAGCCGAUGCUGAAUGUUGACCGUUCUGCCACAACGUUCUACGAGAACAUCUCUGUGCUGGAGUUCGUGGGCAAGAUGGUUAACGAAAGACCUGAUGCCCUUAAGCAACUCUCCGCAUCGCAGUGCCUAAAACUUUCUAAAGAAUUGAAGGAUCUGAAAGUGCGUGUUAUGCACUUACCUUAUCCUCGCAAGUACAAAGUCGCGAAAGUGACCCACCUCGCUGCAAAUCAGCUGAAGUUUGAACUGGACGGCGGCGUGUUAACCACUGUGGCAGAGUACUUUCGCCAGAAAUACCCGAACUUCAUGCGCUACCCGCACCUGCCCUGCAUCCAGGCCGGCACUGCGUCCCGCCCAGUCUACCUGCCACUUGAGGCCUGUCACAUUGUGGAAGGCCAGCCGUACAAAAAGAAACUAAGUGAAACCAUGACGGCAGAGAUGAUAAAGCGCACUGCACAGCCGCCGGUGCAGAGGUUCCGGGCUAUCAAGAACUCCGUGAAGGACCUUGUCAACAGGAGCAAGCCAUUUCUUGACGAAUUUGGCAUUGUGGUUAACACCGAGCCGACACAGCUCCAAGGGAGGGUGCUCAACCCACCGAUGCUCGUGUUUGGAGGCCAGCAGACACAGCGUCCCAAGGACGGCGUGUGGGACCUGCGUAACAGUAGGCUUCUGUCUGCCAUGCCCAUUGACAAGUGGGCCCUGCUGGGAGUCAACUGCCGCCUAGAUAGGCAGGCAGUCGGCAACAUGGUACACAUGUUCAAGGACGUCGGCGGGAGACUUGGCAUGGCGGUGAAGGACCCCCUCGAAGUGAACAGCGUUUACGCGGACCGAACACCCAUAGUGAAAGUUUUAGAAGACCUCAAAAAGAGGCUAAACGUGGACCUUGUUGUCGUCGUGCUCGGGCGCCAGGCGUCCUACGCGGACAUUAAGGAGGCGGCCGAGGUGAAGUUGGGCAUUCGCACGCAAUGCAUUAAGGAGCUGAAUAUGGUACGCAAGUGCAAUGCUCCACUCAUCACCAACCUCUGCUUGAAGAUCAAUGCCAAGCUCGGUGGCACCAACAAUGGCCUUCUUGCUGCAGAAAAGCCAGACAUUUUCAAGCAACCGGUCAUUAUCAUAGGGGCUGAUGUGACACACCCGGCACCAGGUGAUAGGGUGAAGCCAUCCAUCGCUGCCUGUGUCGGGAGCAUGGACGCCAUCCCGGCACGGUACAGGGCCUCCAUUCGAGUGCAGAUUCAAAUGGAAGAGGCGGUUGCCCGUGUCGAAAUUAUUGAAGACCUGAAGGAAAUGGUCAAGGACCUGCUCAAGGCCUUCUACCACGAGUUGCGGCAAAAGCCCAUGCGCAUCAUCUUCUACCGGGACGGGGUCAGUGAAGGCCAGUUCGCCGCCGUGCGCGACGAGGAACUGUCCGCCAUUCGGAAAGCCUGUCUGGAGCUCAGCCCCGACGGCUCAUACAAGCCCCCGGUCACUUUCAUUGUGGUGCAAAAGCGCCACCACACCCGUUUCCAGCCAGUCAACUCUGAGGAGGGCGUGGGCCGUGCCAAGAACAUCCCUCCGGGCACUACUGUUGACACCGUAGUCACUCAUCCCGUCGAUUUCGAUUUCUUUCUCUGCAGCCACGCUGGUAUACAGGGCACAAGCAAGCCCGCUCAUUACUACGUCGUCCACGACGACUCGAAUUUUACUUCGAACGACCUCCAAAAAUUGAGUUACUACUUGUGCCACACGUACGCUCGUUGCGCUCGCAGCGUGAGCAUUCCCGCACCUGUCUACUAUGCUCACCUGGCCGCAUUCCGUGCUAAAGAGCACAUUGCUAGCGCCUGCAACAUCUCCAGUGGGAGCAGCGUUAGCUCCAGUGGAUCAGAUUCGGUUACCACUGAUCAGUACGUCAACGCAGUCAGAGUGACAGAAGCAAUGCAGAAGAACAUGUACUUCGUGUAAGUUCUUUGUAAACUGCGAGCUGCUUUUAUGUGACAUUUUAAUGCUCAAUAAAUAAUCUUACACAUAC